CAGCAACAGUGAACGGUCUCGGUAAACGUGCGCCUUAUUGUUCUCGUUUGCCGUUGCACUCGUCAAGUUAAUUAUUUAAUUUAAUUCAACGCAAAACGUGUGUACGUAAAACAGGAAAGCCAAUACAACAAUAAAAAAAAAGAAAGACUGUGUAAAGCGCAUGCACAAACGUUUCAUCUAGUGCGUCAUUAUUGCUCGAGAUAAAAAAAAAACGCAUACAGUUUUGACUUUAAACUAUGGCCAGUGAGCAGCCACCAAUGGAUGGAGCAGCUGGAGCUGCAGCUGUCAGUGGAGAUGAACCGUUCUUAGGUUUGCUCGAUAUAGCGCUGCUGGCGGUGCUUAUAGGCGGUGCAGCUUUCUACUUUCUACGCAGCCGCAAGAAGGAGGAGGAACCAGUGCGCAGCUAUUCCAUACAACCCACAACAGUCUGCACCACAGCAGCAACGGAUAAUUCGUUUAUCAAGAAGCUCAAGGCCUCGGGUCGCAGCCUGGUUGUCUUCUAUGGCUCUCAGACUGGCACGGGCGAGGAGUUCGCUGGUCGUUUGGCCAAGGAGGGCAUACGUUAUCGUCUUAAGGGCAUGGUAGCCGAUCCCGAGGAAUGCGAUAUGGAAGAACUCUUGCAGUUAAAGGACAUUGAAAAUUCACUGGCUGUCUUUUGCCUGGCCACCUAUGGUGAGGGUGAUCCCACAGACAAUGCUAUGGAAUUUUACGAAUGGAUUACCAAUGGCGAUGUAGAUUUAACGGGUCUUAAUUAUGCGGUCUUUGGCCUGGGCAACAAAACGUACGAGCACUACAACAAGGUGGCCAUCUAUGUGGACAAGCGUCUGGAGGAACUGGGUGCUAAUCGCGUAUUCGAGCUGGGUCUGGGUGAUGAUGAUGCCAACAUUGAGGAUGACUUUAUUACAUGGAAGGACCGCUUCUGGCCAGCUGUCUGUGAUCACUUUGGCAUUGAGGGCGGCGGCGAGGAAGUGCUCAUACGUCAAUAUCGUCUGCUGGAGCAGCCUGAUGUGCAACCAGAUCGAAUUUACACGGGAGAAAUUGCACGUCUGCAUUCCAUGCAAAAUCAGCGACCACCGUUUGAUGCCAAGAAUCCGUUCUUGGCGCCCAUACGUGUCAAUCGUGAGCUGCACAAGGGCGGCGGUCGUUCCUGCAUGCACAUUGAGUUGAAUAUUGAAGGCUCCAAGAUGCGCUAUGAUGCUGGUGACCAUGUGGCCAUGUAUCCCAUUAACGACAAGACGCUAGUCGAGAAACUCGGACAAUUAUGCAAUGCUGAGCUGGAUACGGUGUUCUCGCUGAUUAACACCGAUACGGAUAGCAGCAAGAAGCAUCCGUUCCCAUGCCCCACAACCUAUCGCACUGCUUUGACGCAUUAUCUGGAGAUUACGGCUAUACCACGCACGCAUAUACUCAAGGAGCUGGCGGAAUACUGCACAGAUGAGAAGGACAAGGAGUUGCUGCGCAGCAUGGCCUCGCUGACGCCUGAGGGCAAGGAGAAGUACCAGAGCUGGAUUCAGGAUGCUUGCCGCAAUGUUGUGCACAUAUUAGAGGACAUCAAGUCAUGCAGGCCGCCGCUGGAUCAUGUUUGUGAGUUGCUGCCGCGUUUGCAGCCACGUUACUAUUCCAUCUCAUCGUCGGCCAAGCUGCAUCCCACUGAUGUGCAUGUGACCGCUGUGCUGGUGGAGUACAAGACGCCCACGGGACGUGUCAACAAGGGCGUUGCCACCACAUAUCUCAAGCACAAACAGCCGCAGCAGGGCGCCGAGGAGGUCAAAGUGCCUGUGUUUAUACGCAAAUCGCAAUUCCGACUGCCUACAAAACCAGAGACGCCCAUUAUUAUGGUCGGCCCAGGCACUGGUCUGGCGCCUUUCCGUGGCUUCAUACAGGAGCGUCAGCAUUUGCGCGAUGAGGGCAAAACUGUGGGCGAGUCUGUGCUCUACUUUGGCUGCCGCAAACGCAGCGAGGACUAUAUCUACGAGUCCGAGCUGGAGGAAUGGGCCAAGAAGGGCACGCUUACGCUUAAGACCGCCUUCUCCCGUGACCAGGAGAAGAAGAUUUAUGUGCAGCACAUGCUGGAGCAGGAUGCAGAUCUUAUUUGGAAUAUCAUUGGCGAAAACAAGGGACACUUUUACAUUUGCGGUGAUGCCAAGAACAUGGCAGUAGAUGUUAGAAAUAUUCUAACCAAAAUACUGUCCACCAAGGGCAACAUGAGCGAAGCAGAUGCCGUGCAGUAUCUGAAGAAAAUGGAGGCCCAAAAGCGUUACUCUGCCGAUGUCUGGAGCUAAUCAUUCCACUCUCAUAAACACACUCACACACUCUCUGCCUUUGCAUGAGUCAAGUCACGGCAUAAAAAAAGCAAAUAGCACAGCAAUGAGAAGAAACUAGAAGCCACACAACUAUCUAAGCGUAAAGUCGUUUUAGUUAAUUAAGCUAUAUAAAUUAAUGAUAUAAACAAACGGUUUGGGAACUUCAGCUGCGGUUCAACAAACAGCUUAUAAGUAUAACUAAUUCUAGCGUUAAUUGUUUGAUUAUAUAUAUAAAUUAUAUAUUGAUUGAUGUUGCCUUUUGUUGAGCGAGAACAAUUUAACUAUAAUUUUUGUAACUAAGUAGUUUUGUAUGUACUAUGAAAUUUUAAUUGAAAUGUUUUUACGCUGCAUUUGUCACGUGUGUAUUUUGUCUUUGGUGAUUUAAGAAUUUGUGCAAUUUUUU
Messenger RNA from Drosophila busckii, 2706 nucleotides. RefSeq names its product NADPH--cytochrome P450 reductase (gene Cpr). The coding region runs from base 237 to 2282 and encodes 681 amino acids. The transcript has 6 exons. Gene Ontology annotation, biological process: response to hormone. Gene Ontology annotation, molecular function: flavin adenine dinucleotide binding; NADPH-hemoprotein reductase activity; FMN binding. Gene Ontology annotation, cellular component: cytosol. Lineage: Eukaryota; Metazoa; Arthropoda; Insecta; Diptera; Drosophilidae. The record is from RefSeq and is a predicted model, not a curated record.